CCCGAGCCGCAGACGCAAACGGGGCGGUGGCCCCGGUUAAAGGGGAAACUUGACAGCGCCGCCGCCAGCUCCGCUCCGCGCCCGCUCCGCCGCCAGCGCGCUCUGCUCCGCAGCGAUCUCUGCCCUCCUCCACCGCCAAGAUGCUGCUCUUGCUGCUGGGGAUCAUCGUGCUCCACGUCACCGUGCUGGUGCUGCUCUUCGUCUCCACCAUCGUCAGUCAAUGGCUGGUGAACGGCGACCGCACGGCAGACCUGUGGCAGAACUGCAGCACCGGAGAAGUCUUCCACUGCCUGUCAUCCUCCUCCAACGAAUGGCUGCAGUCUGUCCAAGCCAUGAUGAUCCUCUCCGUCAUCUUCAGCGUCCUGUCGCUGUUCCUGUUCUUCUGCCAGCUCUUCACGCUCACCAAGGGCGGCCGGUUCUACAUCACCGGAAUCUUCCAGAUCCUGGCGGGGCUGUGUGUGAUGAGCGGCGCUGCCAUCUUCACAGUGAGGCACACGGACUGGCACCAAGCCUCGGAAAACUCCUCCUACGGCUUCGCCUACAUCCUGGCGUGGCUGGCCUUCCCCCUGGCCCUGGCCAGCGGCAUCGUCUACGUCAUCCUGCGGAAGCGCGAGUGACGCCGCGGGACGUGGCCUGGCCUGGCAGGGGCAUUCCCGGCGUCCCCACGGGAGACGGAGGAGAAUAGAUGAGAAAACGGAAAAGAAAAUUAACCAAAAACCAACCAAACAAACAAAAAAAAAAAAAAAAAAAAUGAAUAAGCCCUCCCACCCAAACCAAACCCAACCGACCCCCAGAGGAAACUCUCAAAGGGUUCCUUGUUAAUUGAAGAUGUAUAUAGUAUCUAUGGUUUAAAAAACCUAUUUAUAACACUUUUUACAUAUAUGUACAUAGUCUUGUUUGCUUCUGUUGACCAUGCGCUGUUUUAAAGCCUGAAGCAAGUGCCUAAGGACCUCUCACUCCUAACAGUGUAACGAGAGCGCAGUGAUUUUUCCCCCGUGCACAAUCCUCUCUGAGCUGAACUCCCCUGCCCUGCCCCGGCCCGUCAGAGCCCCCAGCCCCGCUUUUAGGCUGGCGUGGAUCGGUCACGCCUGGUUCCGCAGCCAGGGCUGGGCCCUGCUCCUGCCACACGCUGUGAUCCAGAGGGCACGUCCAGAUCUGACGGGAGACGCCUCCGAAAGGUUUGAAGGAUUUCGGAGCAAAGGCUUUGAUUGCCCCAAGUGCCUAAAUGACUUAUGUGCCUAAGUCCCGCUGCCCUGCCACCACAGCCGCUGGGAAUUUGGGCUUUUAAAUCACUUAGGCGGAGCUGCAGCGCAGCCCGGGCUGGGGCCGGGCUGUGCCGGGCGCUGGGAAGAGCUGCUCCCAGCCUGGAGCGUGCUCUGUCCCUGCCGCGGAGCCGAAGUGCCCCGGGAAAGCGGCAGCCCAGUCUGCCCCUGAAACCCAGCCCCAGGUGUACGAAAUGGUGCUAUCUAUUUACCAUUCCUUAUCCCGCUAAGCCACUUAACCUUAGUCACUGGAAAUUCACUUAACGACCUUGAGGUAAACAACCAAGCUAGAAAUGAGAAAUAAUUCUGUGUAAUAUAAACGAGCUAUAACCGCUUUUGUACUUAGAUUUGCUCUUACUAUUAUUUUUAAUAAAGCAUUUAUAACCAAGGUUCCUUUUUCCCCUCCGUGGUGCAGAGGAACAGAAGCAGCUCUGGCUGGAGCCCAUGGGGCUCUGGCACCGGAGCGAGGUGUGAGUCCUCUGUCUGUCAGCAACGAGUCUGGCCAUGAAUGGAGCAGGCACCAGCACAGGCCCCAGGCUGCCUCUGAGGACUCCAGACACUGUUGCUUUCUUUGGUUAAUUUUGGGGUUUUUUGGGGUUCUACUUUUUUUUUCCUUGCUUUGCUUUUCUGAUUUUAUACCGACUGUGUGGACUAAGAAGCAAUGAAAUAAAAGUCAGAAUAACUCA
Messenger RNA from Hirundo rustica (Barn swallow), 1948 nucleotides. It is a transcript of the gene PMP22, whose product is annotated as peripheral myelin protein 22. The coding region runs from base 141 to 617 and encodes 158 amino acids. Gene Ontology annotation, cellular component: plasma membrane. NCBI's taxonomy places the organism in Eukaryota, Metazoa, Chordata, Aves, Passeriformes, Hirundinidae. The transcript is spliced from 5 exons. The record is from RefSeq and is a predicted model, not a curated record.